This is a messenger RNA of Pseudo-nitzschia multistriata, 2422 nucleotides long. NCBI's taxonomy places the organism in Eukaryota, Bacillariophyta, Bacillariophyceae, Bacillariales, Bacillariaceae. The record is from the annotation of a GenBank genome assembly.
CUGUGCACAUCAUUUCCAGUUGUUUGGUAGUCGAUGUACUGUUGAUUUUCUGAUUCUAGAAAGGACUGAAGCGAAAAUCUUAGUGGCGAUUUACUUUUUGGUGUGGUCGCUGUGCUUGAUUGCACUAACAUCUACCCAAGAGCCAUGACCAAAGACUCAGGGAUGAACCGUGCGAAGUUAUUUCUGGUGCUGACAAUUUUGCUGUUGUCGACACAGCCAUCGGACGGCGAGCCGUUUCUAGUUUCGAGUCAAUCCGCACUGCCAUGCGAUUCGGGUCUCUUUCGGUUUGGUGCCGCCCAGAGCAACGGAAAUUACAGUCGACGAACGAGCAUCCACCGCGGGCAAUAUUCCUUGGUGUCGGAUCGGCGGCAGCGACAAAGAUAUUUCGCAAGAUCCAGCAAUGGAAUACGGAUGAGAAGUCUUUUGUCACGCAUCGGAUCGAUGCUCGGUUCAAAAGAGUCCCUCAACGCAAAAACGCAGAAUUUCCGCUUCUUCGCAUCCACCAGCCAACAUGUCCGACCGGACCGUAGCAUUCCCUCCGCAUUAACUUCAGAAGAUGCCUUCUCAUCACAGUCGAUGGUGCACGGGAAGAUACGGAAACGGCCCCGGUGGCUCAGAUUUCCCAAGGUCACAAGCGAUCAAAUACGAAAGUUUUCUUCCGUUGUGCAAUACACCGCUAUUGCGGUCAUAUGCUUCGAGUUGUUUUUUGUGCUCAAGGAUGUGUUCGAUGAGGUCCUCAACGAUCUGCAAGAUUUAGAAAACCGCGACGCUCAUUCACGGAAAACCAAUUCCGGCAGCGGUGACUUUGGGAACAACCGGAAGGUCUUGUCGAAACAUUCGGUGAAAAAGAUCGUUGAUUGGCUCGAACAGAAAGGAGCCGAUCGUCUACCUCCGCCCAGCGUUGCCCCUGCAUGGACGUUGGCAAUGGCACAAGAACUAUACAAAUGCAACAGCUUGUCUCUCGCAGGGGUCGAGAGAAUCCUCUUGCAAAUCACAAAUGCAGAAGCAGAAUUUCUCGGUUCGUGUCUUCUCUCGUCCGACAACAUGGCGGACGUGAAUGACGACAUCGGAGGUCUUUUUGCCGCGAAAUCUGCAUACCACCAGCUGCUCGUGUCCUCCCUCUCUGCCUGGAGGGACUCUUGCGAUGACCCAUCCGUGAAUAGGAAUUCGUCGCCGUACACGAAAUUUGUUGCAAAGGGGAACAGCAACAAUGGCAUGGUUUUGUGGGGUCCUCCGGGCUCUGGAAAGUCCCUCCUGCUCCGUGCGAUUGCCAAGAGUUCUGGCUUGCCAACUCUGAUGGUCACACCGGCCUUGAUGCAGCGGACAAAGAGUCUCGAGGUGCUGUUCUCGUUGAUCGAGACCCUUGGAUCUUGUGCAGUGGUCCUCGACGACCUGGACGGGCUGUUUCUGGUGCCGCAAGGGAACGAGAAUGCUUCCACAAGAAAUUUCAGGAGCGAGUGGCUGCAGCGAUGGGACGAUGUUUCUGCGAGGCCGUCGUCUUCCGACGGCCGUGGCCUUUCGAAAAGGUGUGUGCUGACGGUGGCUGCUACGAACCGUCCAUGGGACGUGGACAUUGCCGCGUGGAGACGCCUUCCGAAUCGAAUCUACAUCGGAUUGCCCAACGCGGAAGACCGAUGCGACAUGCUGAAAAAAUGGUCCAGGGAUCUCCCACCCAUCGAUGACUCGGUGUUGCAAGAGCUGGUCGGUGCCACGGAAGGCUAUCUUCCAUCGGAUCUGUACCAGGUCCUCCACUAUGCCUGCCAAGUGGGACCCGUGGCACGCCGGGACAAGCAGCUAACGAUCGAGGACGUCCGUGUCGGGCUUUCGGGGCUCAUGCCCUCUCGAUACUCUUCGCAGUACGUCCAGCAACUGCAGGAGUUUGUGGGCGGCGGGAACGGAUCUGCCGGAAGGGCCCAGCAGCAGCAGCAACAACAACAACAGCAAGGGCGGCAGCACGGGCAGCAACCACCCGGCGGCCGCCAGGAGAACGAUUUCAUGAGCUCGAUCGAAGCCCUGCCGUACCGCGAAGAGGGAUACUGCUGGCAGACCCCGGGUGGGAACUAUUACCAGUUUCAAAUCCCCGUCGAUUCGCAGGUGUUGGAGGCCAUCCAAACCAUAUUGCUGCACAGGUUCGAGUGGGGGCCGGGAGAGGAAGAGUGGGAUGCUAGCGACUGCUACGACGAGGAGGAAGACGACGACUAUGACGGACUAUGAUUUGUUUGACGAGCAACGUCGAGGCUCAUUGGCGAGCUGCUAUUGUGGCAGGCAAACACGACCGGCAGCGGUUCGGUGGCCGAACCCGAACAAGACAGCACGAAACGAUCGAUCCUGCCGUAGUACCGUACGGCAGUUUCAAACACGUUGCUUCUUUUGUCUCGAGACGGACGAUUCCCUGCUUUCGGAAUAAACAGCACACGUACUC